Molecule: messenger RNA, 582 nt
Organism: Penicillium waksmanii
Lineage: Eukaryota; Fungi; Ascomycota; Eurotiomycetes; Eurotiales; Aspergillaceae
Exons: 1
Coding region: 1-582 (193 amino acids)
Source: RefSeq, a predicted model, not a curated record
AUGUCGAUGGGCAAUUCUUAUCGUGAUCAAUUUCAUUUUUCUGGCGGCCAGAUCUCGCCCUCAUUUUCCAAUAUAUCAGCCAAUAAUGGCGGCCUCUUCACAAUAAACAAAACCAGUAUAAGCGCCAUACUCCAAGACGUCGUUCUAUCCAUAAUCAGCUAUCAACCAAAUAACUGGACAACGGGGGUAAAUCAAACACGCAAUGAGAUCCGCAAUAUCUACACCUUUUCGCGCCCACUCAACCUAUAUCUCCCAUACGGCUUAGUGCUCCUGGGCAGUCUCUGCGCCAUGAGUUUUGGCUUUAACGCUUUAAGAUCGAACGGUGUCCCCGCCACAGAUGGCGGAUUUCAAUUUUUCACCACUGUCCGGACAAGUGAUGCUGCCGAUAGAAUUGCGCGGGGCGGAUGUUUGGACGAGGAGGAGAAUGUUUCCACGGCGCUGAAAGAUCUAAAGAUACAAUUCGGCGAGCUAGUUGAGACGAUAAACGAUUCAGAAAUGGUGGCAGUGCUUUCGACGGCUGGAUUUGGGAUUGGGCAUGAAGUUCAACCUCUGAAGAGGGAACGAAUUUACGGGAGCCUAUGA